Messenger RNA from Funneliformis caledonium, 519 nucleotides. The record is from the annotation of a GenBank genome assembly. NCBI's taxonomy places the organism in Eukaryota, Fungi, Glomeromycota, Glomeromycetes, Glomerales, Glomeraceae.
AGUGCUUUCUAUGAUUUCAUUGAUUGCUAUGCUUCUAGUAAUGUUGAAUAUAAAAAUAUUGUUAAAAAUGUUAAGAUUAAUAUAAUACACAAGAAUCCUUAUUUUUCUGAAUGUAUUGGAGAUUGGGCUUUAUAUUAUCUUAUACGUCACAAGAUCAACAUUAUCCCAUCUAUAAUAGUUCCAACGCAAAGAUACAAAAUCAUAAAUACUUAUUCAGCUAAUAACAAGAGACUUGAACAAAAUAAAAAUCUGAUGCCUAACUCAGAAUACCAAGAAUACAAUUCUGAUGAUCAAACAAAUUCAUCUGUUAUUGAAUCAGAGGCUGUAUCUAAUAUUAAUAUUAUAAAGAAAAAAAUAAAUAAAACAAAGGAUAUUAAAUCGCAAGUUAAACCAGUAUCUAUUAAAAGAAUUGAAUACACUUCUCUUGAUGAAGUUGAUUCUAUUACAGAAAUAAACAAAACAAAAAAUAUUAAAUCGCAAGUUGAAUCAGCAUCCGCUAAAAGAGUAAAGAGAAUGUCA